AUGGGCGACAUAGCUAGCCAACGUUCGGAUCUAUUAUCCCCGGAUGAAAAUGACACUUUACAUUCUCUUCUGGGUCGAGGAUGUUGUGCGCUGUCAGUUGGAGUUGUGCGUUUGUACAACGUGAAGGAUAACAGUAGUUGGGCACCUAGCUUGUGUGGUAUCGCUUGCUUUGUUCGCGAUAAAAACGAGCGUGCCUAUUUCAUACGAGUUUACGACAUCAUAACGAGAAAAGAAGUGUUUCAGCAGGAAUUGUAUUUAGAAAUCCAGUAUCUUCGUCCACUUGCUCAGUUCCACAUUCUGCAGGCAGACUCUGGUCCAGUCGGAAUCUCCUUCGCUUCACUUGAUGAGGCUAAGGCAUUUGGGGAUUUGGUCAUUAAAAGAAUAGAGAAAUGUUUGAGGGAUCGCACAAAUACGAUGACAGUUGCGACAACUCCGGCCACAAUACGCACUACGUUUCUUCAACCUGGGAUUAGUGAACCUAAUCGACCACUUGUUCCUUCUUUUGAGAGGGCAAGCAGCAAACAGAAGAAAAGAAGAGGAAAAAAGACUAAACUGACUCCAAGUGACAUCAGUGCCCCUUCCGACUUCCGACACAUUGAGCACGUGGGUUAUAAUAAAGAGGAGAAAAGAUACGAUUAUUCAGAAAAGAAUGGUCUAAUACGCCAGAUCUUGCGUCAAAUUGGACAGGAAGAUUGCAUGGAUGUGGAGAGCGAACGGCGCUUCGUUUACGAUUUUGUGAAUCAGAACUAUAAUUGGGAUGAAGUUCAACGUCAGCUGGAAACAGCAAGAAGCGGCUCUGAUCCCCCUUUCCGACCGCCACCGUCACGGGCUCCGCCACCUCCGCCCACAUCCCACCCUCCUCCGCCUCCUGUUCCAUCCAUACAUAAGGCGGACGUGCCUCCACCUCCGCCUCCGCCACCACCACCGACCGUUCCGCCACCCCCAAGAACAAUACCAGCGGCCCCAGUGCCUCCGCCUCCCCCAUUGACCUCUGGAACUAAGGUGCACAGCGCCCAACAGGAGACGAUUGCCGUGAACAGCUUUCCACAGCAGUCAGUCUCCGUGGGUCAGGAUCUGCAGUCACAGAUAGUGGCGUUCCAGAAGAGCAAUUUACGGAAAGUCACUCCAGCAGGCGGUGCAGAUGAUCGUCCAGUCCCACAUACAACCGGCUCUCCUCCAUCUGUAGAACGUAAUCUUUUGCAAUCGCUCGCAAGCGCCUUAGAAAUGCGGCGUGCACACAUGGGCACCGAGGAUAGCGAGGGUGAUUCUGAUGGGAACCGUGAACACGACGAUAGCUCCAAUGAGGACUGGGAUACUUAA
Dicrocoelium dendriticum is the source of this 1320-nucleotide messenger RNA. The record is from the annotation of a GenBank genome assembly. NCBI's taxonomy places the organism in Eukaryota, Metazoa, Platyhelminthes, Trematoda, Plagiorchiida, Dicrocoeliidae.